This is a messenger RNA of Abrus precatorius (Indian licorice), 1498 nucleotides long. RefSeq lists its product as uncharacterized. The record is from RefSeq and is a predicted model, not a curated record. Bases 115 to 1077 code for a protein of 320 amino acids. Lineage: Eukaryota; Viridiplantae; Streptophyta; Magnoliopsida; Fabales; Fabaceae. The transcript has 2 exons.
AUAAGGUUACCCCACCGUCUCUAUCAUUCUUCUCUUUCUCUCUCUUAAACGCAAAUCUGAACCCAAAGCAAAGUGAUUUAUUCUCUCUUUCUGGUUCUCUCUGGUUCAUAGAAAAUGGAUCUUGCCCCAGAGGAACUGCAAUUCCUGAACCUCCCCGAAAUCGUACGAGAAUCAAUCUCCAUCCCAAAACGCUCCCCAAAAACCUUCUACCUCAUAACCCUCACACUCAUAUUCCCUCUCUCGUUCGCAAUCUUAGCUCACUCUCUCUUCACCCACCCAAUCAUUACCCAACUCCAAUCACCCUUCGAUGACCCUUCUCAAACCACUCACGAAUGGACCCUUCUUCUCCUUAUUCAGUUCUCUUACCUCAUUUUCCUCUUCGCUUUCUCUCUCCUCUCCACCGCCGCCGUCGUUUUUACCGUCGCUUCUCUCUACACCUCAAAACCCGUUUCUUUCUCUUCCACUCUCUCUGCCAUUCCUAAACUCUUCAAACGCCUCUUCAUCACCUUCCUCUGGGUCACCCUCACCAUGAUCCUCUACAACUCCGUUUUUCUUCUCUUCCUCGUUCUCAUCAUCGUUGCCCUCGAUACCAAUAACUCUGUUUUGCUCUUCUUCGCUGUUGUUGUUAUCCUUUUGCUGUUCUUCGUUGCUCACGUUUACAUCACUGCGUUGUGGCAUCUUGCUAGUGUGGUUUCCGUGCUUGAACCCGUUUAUGGGUUCUCUGCGAUGAGGAAGAGCUAUGAGUUGUUGAAGGGGAGGACCAAAUACGCUGCCGUUUUGGUGAGCGUGUAUUUGGUGAUUUGUGGGGUGAUUGGGGCGUUUUUCAGUGUGGUGGUGGUGCACGGUGGGGAUAAUUAUGGGGUUUUCGCCAGAAUUGUGGUUGGAGGGUUCUUGGUGGGGUUGCUGGUGAUUGUGAAUCUCGUAGGGUUGUUGGUGCAGAGCGUGUUUUAUUAUGUGUGUAAGAGUUAUCAUCAUCAAGGGAUUGAUAAGAGUGCUUUGCAUGAUCAUCUUGGGGGGUACCUCGGAGAAUAUGUGCCUCUUAAGAGCAGCAUUCAGAUGGAGAAUUUGGAUGUAUGACCCCAAUGGAAUCACUGGAUGAAUUCAUGGAUUGGAUUGGGUUUCAUUUUCAACAAAGUGCGGUUGAAAGCUCUACAAUUUACAUUGAAGAUUGGAGCAUUAUGGUUAGGACUAGUAGUACUGAAGGCAAAACUAAAUUUUAGCUGUCUGAACCCUGUUGAAUUGUUUACAUUGGGGCUGGCUAUUAUGAGUUUGCUGGUUUUACAGUUGUGUAGUGUGAAUCUUCAAGUAUUUAGCACAUAACUGGGAUCAGAUUUAUGAUGGAAGCUGUAUCCAGUUACCAUUACAUAUAUUUAUUUGCUUGUUCAGCACACUGGUGUCCUUCCCCAAAUUGUCUCAUCUUAGUCAAGAACUCUAGCAAGAAAAUUGCUUUGAUUGUGUAUGGGUAUGAUAUAGACGUUAGUAGGUUCUUCUAUGUUUG